Drosophila willistoni is the source of this 1166-nucleotide messenger RNA. RefSeq lists its product as uncharacterized. The transcript has 2 exons. NCBI's taxonomy places the organism in Eukaryota, Metazoa, Arthropoda, Insecta, Diptera, Drosophilidae. The record is from RefSeq and is a predicted model, not a curated record. Bases 113 to 1024 code for a protein of 303 amino acids.
UUUUUAGCACUUACAUAUACUGAACAAUAAUUUGUAAUAUUUAAAUGUAGAAUAUUUUUAGUGCUUGUUUCGAUUCCGUUUGUAACAAUCUAAUUUUGUAUAAGGUACAUAUAUGGCCAUCUCUAAGUGGAAGUGUUGGAAAAGAACUUUAGUUGCCUGCAGAUACUGCUGCAUUUUGAUCCGGCUAUUUAAAAUUUAUCAUUUGCAUAGUAAAAUCGACAACAGCAUGUCUUCAGAGACUGGGAUGGAUUAUCCAAAUAUACCACCAGCUGUACAAUUUUCAGCCAAUAAACAAUUCCAUUCACACACCCAACAGCAGGAGCAAGACAGGGCUUUUAUUGGAAACUCUAAGAACAUACAUGCAGAACGUGAGACUAUUAAAACUUUGAUGCGUUCAGCAAACCCGCAGUCCAAUUCGUCCAACAAUGAUAAUGUACCCGAUGAUCUGGGUAUUCGUGACUUGGCUUCGCUAACCGCAGGAGAUCUGGAGCAAUUUGGGUUUACAAUGCCAUCGGAACAAAACGAGCUAUUGCAGAUUUUUUCCAAGCUACCCAAUCAGGAUCCAAGCUAUGAUUAUAUUUGUCAGACAGACGCGGCCAAGGAAUAUAAUUCGCAAAUUAUUGGAAAUUGCUCCAAUCAUUUAAUGUAUUUGCGUUCCUCCCUGGCCGCUACCAAUUACAAAUUGAUGUCGAAACAGCCGGAAGAUGUGAUUGUUAACGAGAAGCGUUAUGCCAGUCGUUUUGUCCUGGAAGCUUUGAAAAGUGUUAAAAUGAUAGCCGAAGAGUUAUCCUUGGAUAUCAAGAAUAUUGAAGAGUUUCAUGACAAUGCAAAACAAAAGCAGCAACAACAGGAGCUACAACGAAAGUCUCAGUUGAAAAAAUGCAGCAAGAAGAAGUUGAAUUUGCUGACUUGCAUCUAUUAUUCAAGUCUGGCCCUGGGACUCUCUUGCGCCACUUGGUGGUGGUGGUCUAAACAUCAUUUUACAUCUACUCCCAAAGCCAAUUUGGACAUUAUCUCCUUUUAAAAGACUUUAAAAACUAAUUAAUCUCUUAUUGUGAAACGAAAUUUGCAUCAACUGAAUCUCAUAUACAAUAAGAUAUGGAUAUGCCUCUAAAGUAUUUACAUAAGUUUACUUAUAAUAAAACAAAACAAAAAACUUUCCAUUA